AUGAAAUACAUCCAAACUGAACAACAAAUUAACGUUCCAGCAGGUGUUACUGUUAGCAUCAAGUCCAGAAUCGUCAAGGUCGAAGGUCCAAGAGGUACUUUGAACAAGAACUUGAAGCACAUUGAUGUCACUUUCAACAAGAUCAGCAACGAAUUGAUCAAGGUCACUGUCCACAACGGUGACAGAAAGCACGUUGCUGCUUUGAGAACUGUCAAGUCUUUGGUUGACAACAUGAUCACUGGUGUCACUAAGGGUUACAAGUACAAGAUGAGAUACGUUUACGCGCAUUUCCCAAUCAACGUCAACGUUAUUGAAAAGGAAGGUGCUAAGUUCAUCGAAAUCAGAAACUUCUUGGGUGACAAGAAGAUCAGAAACGUCCCAAUCAGAGAUGGUGUUGCCAUUGAAUUCUCCACCAACGUUAAGGAUGAAAUCGUUUUAUCUGGUAACUCCGUCGAAGACGUUUCCCAAAACGCUGCUGACUUGCAACAAAUCUGUCGUGUCAGAAACAAGGAUAUCCGUAAGUUUUUGGAUGGUAUCUAUGUCUCUCACAAGGGUUUCAUUACUGAAGAUUUAUAA
Saccharomyces eubayanus is the source of this 576-nucleotide messenger RNA. RefSeq names its product 60S ribosomal protein uL6 (gene RPL9A). Gene Ontology annotation, molecular function: rRNA binding; structural constituent of ribosome. The transcript has a single exon. Gene Ontology annotation, cellular component: ribosome; cytosolic large ribosomal subunit. The record is from RefSeq and is a predicted model, not a curated record. The coding region runs from base 1 to 576 and encodes 191 amino acids. Gene Ontology annotation, biological process: cytoplasmic translation. NCBI's taxonomy places the organism in Eukaryota, Fungi, Ascomycota, Saccharomycetes, Saccharomycetales, Saccharomycetaceae.